AUGGAACGACGGAAGCGGAAGUCCGCUUUAGCCAAUUAUCUGAACAGUCUCAGUGAUCCGCCCGAAAAACUGAAGAAAAUUACGGAUUUUUAUCACAGCCUGCGGCAGUUUUAUAAAAGAAAAUGGAAUGCGCCACUGAAACUGCCAACUGUGCAGGGAGUGGAAGUGAAUCUUUUCCGGCUGUACGACACGGUUAUGGCUUUGGGAGGAUGGCAGAAGGUGGCUCUCCAUGAAAAGUGGUCUGAUGUCGCAGAAAUGCUUGGCAUUGGCGAGGACGUUGUUGGUGGAGAUCAUGCCAUAAAAUUGCUGUACAUGAGGUACCUCUCUAAGUACGAGCAAAUUGAAACCAUCGGUGACCUAGACGACAUGCUGGAUGGAGAAAUGUCGCGAUCCCGUGGCAGACAGAGUUCAUUUUUCGCUACUAACGAUUGUCCCGUUGGCAUGGGAAGAAAUCAUGAGUACAUUCGACGUGAUGAGCGCGGAAACCCGUCAACAGAGCCGGACUAUGCAAAGUUAACGAAGUCGCUUCUAAGUGGAUUGCCUAAUGAGGUUGAUUUUGCCAUGAAUGUCUGCACCCUUCUAUCACAUCCUGGGCCGCGGCUUCUCCGAUUGAGCCAUGCACCUAAUAUAAUUACUUUGCUAGUUGCUCAUUGUGGAAUAUUUGAUGACGAAGAUCAAGAUAUCUCGGAUCUUGCAACCGUUUGGCAUAGUAAUGGCGGACGCGAUUUCACUACUUUCUGGGCAUCGGCUGGAAUUCCAGAAGACCUCUUGGAGAAAUUCGCACCGCAUGUUGUUGGAAAGAAAGUGGACUCCGAUGGCGAUAUAUUCACUGGGUACCUCUCUAAGUACGAGCAAAUUGAAACCAUCGGUGACCUAGACGACAUGCUGGAUGGAGAAAUGUCGCGAUCCCGUGGCAGACAGAGUUCAUUUUUCGCUACUAACGAUUGUCCCGUUGGCAUGGGAAGAAAUCAUGAGUACAUUCGACGUGAUGAGCGCGGAAACCCAUCAACAGAGCCGGACUAUGCAAAGUUAACGAAGUCGCUUCUAAGUGGAUUGCCUAAUGAGGUUGAUUUUGCCAUGAAUGUCUGCACCCUUCUAUCACAUCCUGGGCCGCGGCUUCUCCGAUUGAGCCAUGCACCUAAUAUAAUUACUUUGCUAGUUGCUCAUUGUGGAAUAUUUGAUGACGGUAUGUUUACUCACUGCAUUCGCGAUUGUGUGUGUUUUGAUUGUGAAUCUUUAGAAGAUCAAGAUAUCUCGGAUCUUGCAACCGUUUGGCAUAGUAAUGGCGGACGCGAUUUCACUACUUUCUGGGCAUCGGCUGGAAUUCCAGAAGACCUCUUGGAGAAAUUCGCACCGCAUGUUGUUGGAAAGAAAGUGGACUCCGAUGGCGAUAUAUUUACUGGGUUAGUAAAGGAGUUCGAUGUGAAAGAUCCUAUGUCAUGGAGAAUUAAUCAGGUUUCGACGAUAGUGAGAAACUUGUCAUUCGAGCCUAUUAACAGAGUGACGAUGGCUCAGUGUUGGCCUUUGUUUAGGUUCCUCUUUCUUUGUGCCAAUAGCAAGUGGGCUCCACUGUAUACCGCGGCCAUGGAUACCCUGAGCAACCUGGCCUGUGAUAUUGACCUAACUUGGCACAAAAUGGUGCAUUGCUCCGACCAUGCCUUAUUAAGAAUCGUGAAAGAAGGCAUCUUCAGCAACGACAAGUUCAAGCUCAUACGUUCUAUGGAGAUACUUACUGCACUCAGCAGUUUUGAGGGAAAUGAGUCGACCAUAUGCGAUUUUUUGGAUAGCAAAAUGUUCGAACACAUCUUCAAUGUUGUCUGUAUAAAGGACAUAAUGAUGUGUGUCUACACUUUGGAGUGCCUCUAUCAGGCAAGAUUUAAUGAGACUUUUCUGAUUGACUUCGCUUUUCCUCAAGAAAUUUCCGAGAUGGGAGAUGUAGCGUGUCAGUUGCUGGCCGAAAUGCCACGUGCUAUUACGCAACUUGUAUCGAUGGCCACUCUUGAAGCAGUUAGUUUUGGACCAGCAGGAUUAGCUGGCAUGAAAGUGGUGGAAUAUCAGCCCACACAUCUCGUGCAGCCAAUGAUGCAGCAGCAGCACCAUGGUCAAUACGUCUCACAACAUCAAACACCUCAAGCGCAUCAUCAACAGGUUUGCAGACUUGAUCAUUUCUUUAUGAGUGAGGUGAACGGUCAAACUCAUCGCAUGUUUUUCAAGCCAAGGGUACUGUACUCCGGUGGAACUCAAAUUGCUGGACCACCUCAGCAAAUGCGUCAUAUUGUGCAACAACAGCAUCAACAACAACACAAUCAGCAUAUGCCAGCCCACAUACAGCAAACUCCUCACCACCACGUUGUUACUUCCAGUACACCACGUACUCAUUUUACUCCUGCUCCCCAAACAGGAACUCCUGCAAUGCCUUCUAGCGGUGGUGGCGAAAACAAAGUAGACCAGCUCACUGAACAGUGGAUCCGGCAGAACUGCAUUUUAGAUCGCAAUGCAGUCACCCCGCGAGGGGAACUCUAUGCGGCAUACGUCGAUGAUUUGCGAAAUCAGUACCACUCUCUCAGUGGUAGCUUGGCAAUGUUUAGCAAUGUUAUGAAGUCUAUUUUUCCCGAGCUUGUAUUCAAAAUGGCAGACAACGGGUUGAUGAUGGUAGCGCAAGGCAUACGAUUAGUCAAGCCACAUAGAUUGGCUCCUGCAGCUUCCGCUCAAGUGGUGAAUAGUGGAGCAUCCAUUCCUACUAAUCCCACUCCUCCCGCUAUGACUCCUGUCACUCCAGCACCUCAACCACCACCACAUUCUGCCACCAUUGCUGCUCAUCCUCUGAUGAAACAGAUCUUGACGAAAAACGCCCAAGCCUCCUUACCUAUUGUCAAUGGCAUUAAUGGUGUAGCCACGAGCAAUCCAUCGUCAAGGAGCGCGUCACCAGCGGUUGACGUCAAUACCGAGCGAAAAGAGGAAAGCCCAACAAAACAUGCCGACGCCAAGCCCUCACAAGAACCAGAGACCAAGACGAAUGGACAAAAUGUUAAGGCUGAAAAUGGAAUUGCAGCGUCUGACGAUGAGCCAAGCGAUGACGAGAAGGCUUCUCGCCGUAAGGAAUCCGAAAUGAAGACUACGCAGUCUGUUCUCAAGAGCUUGAUAGAUCCAUUGGCGGAGUAUAUGUGCGAAUGGGAUGGCUGCGCUGCAUUGUUCGCAACCGCAUCUGCAGUCCUUUCGCAUGUUGCCCGACGGCACAUCAUAGAUGAUUGCGAGCAGGCGUGUCAGUGGCCAGGAUGUGACGGCACGUUAAGAAGCAGGUGGUCAUUGGUAACUCACGUGCAAGAUCAUCAUGCAAACGAAACAGCUCUGAAAAUGGCCUUGCAGAGGAGAAAAGAUGGGCUAGCUCCAGCGCAACCUCAUCGAUACAGGCAAGAACUACCACGUGAAGUGCCUCACCAUCCUGGUUAUAGCAAACAUGCUGCCAUAGAAGCGAUUAGGCGGCAUGCUUUCAAUUUUCUUCCUAGAGACAUAACGGAUGAGCCAGAAGGUCCUGUCACGAAGAGCAUACGUUUAACAAGCUGUUUGAUUCUCAGAAAUUUGGCACGAUAUUCUGCCACUGGGAGACAUUUAUUGCGGCGUCAUGAACGUCAUCUUUGCUGGCUGGCUCUGUCACGGUUAGAAAGCAGUCAUGCUCUAGCGCAGUUGUUAUCUGAGCUUCAUGAUCAGGACUCUGUUCCCACACCUCAGGCCAGUUCACAAGCGUGUUCAUAUUUCAAUCAUAUGUCAAAAGAAAAGAGCGUGGUCUACUACUAUCAUCCAGAAGUUGGAAAUUUCCAUUAUGGUCCACGCCAUCCCAUGAAACCACAGCGCCUAGCUGCUUUGAAUAAUCUUGUAGUGCACUAUGAACUUGACAAGAAAAUGGAGAUGCGGUUGACUCCGAGAGCGAGCGCCAUCGAUAUAAGGCGGUUUCACUCGAAGGAAUAUGUCGAUUUCCUCGAACGGAUCUCACCGCAUUGUGCUGAGGAAUACGAACACGUUUUCGCAAAAUUCAAUAUAGGAGAAGACUGCCCCAUAUUCGACGGCAUUUUUGAGUUCUGUUCCAUUUACACUGGAGGAUCGUUAGAGGGCGCCCAGCGUCUCAAUCACAAAGCAGAAGCCAGUGGAUUUUGUUAUGUGAAUGAUAUAGUUAUCGCUAUACUAGAACUUUUAAAAUACCAUAAACGGGUUCUGUACAUAGAUAUCGAUAUUCAUCAUGGAGAUGGAGUUCAAGAAGCGUUCAAUUUUACUGACCGUGUUAUGACUGUGUCAUUCCACAAGUAUGGUAGCUUGUUCUUCCCAGGAACAGGUAGUAUAUACGAUCUCGGACAAGGAACGGGUCGGUAUUUCGCUGUAAAUGUUCCUUUGCAGCAAGGAAUUGAAGAUGAUGACUACUUAUCCGUAUUUCGGCCAAUAAUUGGACAAGUCGUGGAGAAUUUCGCUCCUGAAGCUGUCGUGCUACAAUGUGGUGCAGAUUCGCUCGGUUGCGAUCGACUUGGUUGCUUCAAUCUUUCAUUUGAUGGCCACGCCGAGUGUGUACGGUACGUGAAAAGUCUUGGAAUUCCGAUGCUUGUCUUGGGCGGAGGAGGCUACACCUUGAGGAAUGUGGCUAGAUGUUGGGCAAAUGAAACUGGUGUUCUGCUUGACGUUGAAAUGACCAAUGAAAUUCCUGAGAAUGCUGAGUACCUUCCAUUCUUCGAACCAGAAUUUACACUCCGUCCUGAGCUUCCAAAACGUGCUGAUAACCACAACACAAAGGAGUUCCUCGCCGCAAUUAGGCAAGAAAUUACUGAGAAUUUGCGGCAAGUUCGAGGAGCACCGUCGGUUCAGUUCAUGCCAAUACCUGAAGAUAUGAUUGAUAUUGAUGUGGCCUUGUGCCGGCCAGAACUCGGAGAUGAAGAAAGAGGAAAAGACCACGAAGAGACGAACGUCACUUUCUCAGGCAUUGAAGUGUAA
Ostertagia ostertagi is the source of this 4974-nucleotide messenger RNA. Lineage: Eukaryota; Metazoa; Nematoda; Chromadorea; Rhabditida; Trichostrongylidae. The record is from the annotation of a GenBank genome assembly.